ACAAGAAACAAAUGUCAAAAUUAUAACAGUCAAAAAAAUAAACAAAUCAUCCAAGACACAAGAAACCAAAUUUUAAUGAAUAUAGAACUAAGAAAGCUCCAUUUCUAGUGAUUUGAUUGAUUAAUUGCAGUUAAAAAAAAUAUUUUUCUGAGCUACAUGAAUUUUUAAUGCCUGUCAUUGAGUGUUAUAAUUGUAUUUGUCACUUUUAGUAACUUACUCUGCUUUUAUAAUGGCUGAUAAAUCCAUUAGUGAGUCGGCAUAUAAGGGUGAUUUCGAUUUAGUAGCUCGAAAACUAGAGGAAGAUCCUUCUUUGUUGACUGCAAAAGAUUCGAGCGAGCGAAUACUGAUUCAUUGGGCAUGUUUAGGAGGUAAUUUCAAACUUGUAACUCAUUUGGUAAAUCUGAAGUCCCCAAUUGAUCCCCUAGAUGAUACAGAUACAAGUCCUCUAAUUCUAGCAAGUUCUGCAGGACAUGUAGAAGUAGUAUCUUUGUUAGUGGAUAAAGAGGCUAAUGUUAAUCAAAAGAAUGUAAACGGUCACAAUUCAUUACAAUAUGCUGCAUCAAAAGGAUGGUUGAAGAUAUGUCUAAAGUUGAUUGAGAAUGGAGGAAAUAUAAAUAUAACAGACAAAUAUGGAAGCACACCACUCAUUCGAGCUGCGUCAAAGGGAAACAUAGAAAUAGUAAAAUUGUUAUUAUCCAAUAAGGAAGCGGUAAAAAUAAAUCACCAGGAUAUAUAUGGAAAUACCGCUCUUCACCUGGCUUGUGAAGAUGAUCAACAGGAUGUUGCUUUAUUAUUGGCCAAAAACGGGGCUGAUCUAACAAUAAGAAACAAGGAUAGACAAACACCUUUGGAUUUAUGUACUUUAAAGUUAAUGAAAUUGUUAAAAUCACUUGAAACUAAUAACUGAAUAUUGUUUAUUAAUAAAUGUUUUAUGUUUUCUUUUAAAUAUUUGAUGUUCUAACACUUUAAAGACUGCCUUGAAAUAAUUUAAAUUAAAUAGAAGUAAAAA
This is a messenger RNA of Sitophilus oryzae (rice weevil), 1009 nucleotides long. Its product is annotated as 26S proteasome non-ATPase regulatory subunit 10-like. The transcript is spliced from 3 exons. The record is from RefSeq and is a predicted model, not a curated record. Lineage: Eukaryota; Metazoa; Arthropoda; Insecta; Coleoptera; Curculionidae. Gene Ontology annotation, molecular function: protein binding. Bases 230 to 907 code for a protein of 225 amino acids.